Molecule: messenger RNA, 3694 nt
Organism: Numida meleagris (helmeted guineafowl)
Lineage: Eukaryota; Metazoa; Chordata; Aves; Galliformes; Numididae
Gene: CCDC117
Product: coiled-coil domain containing 117
Exons: 6
Coding region: 131-1093 (320 amino acids)
Source: RefSeq, a predicted model, not a curated record
CGCGGUGGCCGCAGAACUACAGCUCCCGUCGUGCCCCGCCCGCCCCCUGCGAACGGGGCGAAAGGCCUGGAAGCGAGAGGGGCUCUGGCGGUGUCGUCCAACUUCGGGCGCGGCGCGGCCCGGCGAAGGGAUGGCAGCGCUGGGCAGAUCCUGUCAGGGCAUCCCCGGGGGUCCCGCGCUGGAGUUCCCGCAGGCCGCCGCCCCCGACCGCCCCGUCCUGCCCGGCGACGCCGUGGGCUGCGUGCAGAUGGUGGGGAACGGGAGCGACGGCGGCUGCGGCUCCUCCGGCGUGUGCCCGCCCGGCAGCUUUGACAUCGCCUCCUUGGCCGCGCUCGGGAGUUACAACGAGGCCGUGGCCGUGCCCCCGGUGGGCUCCUUCACGCCCGCGCCGCACCCCCAGCAGAGCCACAGCCGUGUCUCUGUCCGAUGUGGAAAGAAGCAUAAGCUAGAAGAAGAGUCAGAAGGUUGUCCCGUGAAGAAGAAGAGACUGACAGGAGCCAAAAACUGCCCUUUGAAUCCCAGCACUGAAGAGUGGAUUCUCUGUGCAGGUCAGCAGGCAGCUGGGGAGGUAGCAACAAGUCAGUAUGGUGGCAGCCGUCCUGAAACUGCCAUGUUAGAAAUUCCCUGUGAAGAAAUGGAGCAGACAAUGGGGGAACAGCAAUGCGAGGUUGCUCGCAGGAAGCUUCAGGAAAUUGAGGACAGGAUAAUUGAUGAAGAUGAGGAAGUUCAUGCUGAUGGAAAUGUUAGCAAUCUGCCCACUCUUAUCCUGUCAGAUACCCUUAAAAAAGGGAUGAAGAGGGAUUUUGGUGAAGUCCUGACAAAGAAAAUAAUAGAGUCUAUGAGCCGUCCUUCUAUGGAGCUGGUGCUUUGGAAACCACUUCCUGAAUUUCUCACAGAUAAACUGAAGCCUGUUUCUGUUAAGAACUUCAGGCAGCAGAGUACUGAAGGGUGUCAAGCUAAGCAGUCAACACCGAGAGCUGCUUUUGACCCACAGACUGAAACAUUCCCUGAAUCACAACAGACUGCCAUGUCUCCAGAUCCGUAUGCCAGUUUGGGAAUCUCCGGAUGUGCAGAAGAAGAAAUGGAGCUGUAGAUGCCAAACUGUAGACUGAAAGUGGUGACCUUGUGAUGGUUUUUUCUGUUGUUAUUUUGAUUCCCUCUUUCCUUCUGGUUUGUGUGAAUCUGAAGUUUGAUUAUGGCUUUUUUUGUUUUCCUAGUAGCAAUCGUAAGAACGUGGGUUGGCCAGCCACAACUUUAGGAAAAGUUACAAAAAGAUAAUUCUGGUCUGUUAAAUAUUCUCAUUUUUACUGAGAAGGCAACCCAGAGGCCUUUGGAGCAAGGAAGCAGCUUUCCAUCUCUGUCAAUGAUGAAAUAUCCUCCUAAUGUCCCUGGAAAGGUUUAAAAUCCAAAUGACUGAAUGUUGUGGUGGCUCAAGCCAUGCUUUACACUUACUGAGCCAUUAGGACCGGUGCAUAUACUGUGCUUGGUCAGUUACUUUUAUUCACAUUAGAGAAAGGUAUUGAAAGGAAGACAUACUCCUGAGUCUAGUCAGAGACAGGAAAGUCACCCCUGUAGAAAUACAGCUCUUCACACAAUUGUUGUUUCAUCUGCAGCUUGCGCUUGAUGUAAACUCCAGUAUUGAAGUGAUACAUUCUGCAACUUGGUAGGGAAGGAAUGUUAUAGCUGAGCAGAAGCCUCUUGCUUUGUAGGAAGUAAAACUGGCUACUAUCUAGCGAGGUAUCUACUAACUAUAGUCUUCUUUGGUUUUUGGUCUCAUAAAUUGUGGGGUUUUUAAUGCCCCUCCUCCCCAAAUGGCACGAAGUCUAGAGAGAUGUGGUUCCCAAGCCAACUGAUGCACAUUUGACAUCGUGAUGUGAUUCUUUAUAUGCACUGAGCUGGCGAGUCAGUUCAAGACAGUGUAACUUGAUUAAAUAAAAGUGAUAUCUUUUAACUUUUCUAAGGAUGGUAAGUAAAUCAGAUAAGAGGGAGCCGAUUUUCUAGGGUAAAGGGGGUCAAAUGCUGAAUGCCAAGGUAAGUCAGUCCCAGACUUUGAGACUGCUGACACGGAUGGUGAAUGGAUGCUUGCCGUUUGCAUGAGGAAACCUAGAUUUAUGGUCCAAGCUAGAACAUGCCAUUAACAUGAUGCCACAUAGUUUGAACAGAUGUAUGCCAAAAUACUUUUGUAUCCUGCUCAGGGUGUUUAGGAAUCCUCAAUGCGCUAUUGCUCGUACCUUUUCUCAAUGCACACCACUUCCAUUACACUUAAACAAGGCAGAGAAUAUCAUCUUCCCGGUCUUAACUCCUCUGCCUGUUCUAGAGAAACCCAAACUGAGGCUUUUCUUGAGAAAAAUUCCUUGCCAAGUAAUGGAUUCUAUUGAGUCUUGGCAUCCCAGUCUGUAUUUGACAUCCUGCUAGCAUGAAGGAGCAAGUACGCUGGCCUCUGAGUAAUGCAGCUGUCUGCAUAAGAAAACUUAUUCUUCCUGUGCGCAGCUCAUUGAUAAUCUUUGUGAUUUUUAAUGUCUAAAUAACCAUAGUUAAGAGAUUCAAAUCAAACUUCUGUUUUUGCAGUCAUUCUUUCUUCUCUUUUGGCUUACAACAGCAGCUUUCUUUGAAAGCCAUCCCUGUGAGUUAAACCCUGUGUCUAUCUUGCUCUUCUCGUUGAAGGUUUUCUGAAAUUUGCUGUCUCUUGCUAAAAUAUUUCAGAGCUUCACUAAAAACAUUCCAACAUUGAAAUAGUAUUACUCCAAAAACUGGCAUCUAAGUACCGUUCUGGGACUUCGGAGAGUGUGUGCAGCUUUUUCUUGCUCAUGUAUCUAUUUCAGAGUCUGCUAUAAAUCUCUUGCAUGUAAUGUGUAAAAUUUCUCAUGUAUUAUUAUACCGUUGAACUUGCUUAAGAUGUACAGCCUUUGACCUGCUACAUGGCUUGAACAUAAAGUCAUGCAGUUUGGGGCAGGCUGUAGUCACUGCGGGUAGAAAACGCGGUGCUCUGAAUAUCUGUUUUUAAGGUUGCAGGACUGUAGUGAAAGCUGAAGAUUGGGACUGUCUUAGCUGAUAGCUCUGAUGCUAAAGAAAUGGAAAAGGCUAAAAAUUCCAAAAAUUUGAUGAAACCAUCUCAGCAAUACUUAAAUUUUGGCAUAGAAUAUAGGAAACUCUGGGAAGCCUAAAUGCUACUGUUACAGCCAGAGAGUUUCUUCCCUCUUAAAAUACUGAAUGACAAAUUGUCCUUUAAAUUAAAUACUGACCUGUUAUUCUGCCACCUGAAAGAAUCUACUGCUACAAAGACCAUGGGAUGGGAAAGAACUGCGUCCAAUGGAUUUGCUUUAGUUUAGAAGAUUUAAUUUUUUAUAAAGUAUUUAUGAUGUUACGAGAACAGGGCUGGUAGGGGAGGAAAAGAGUGUGGGUAAAGCAGGAACCAGUUACCCAGGAGCAAAAUCAUUGCUCUAGCAAUUGGUGAGGGAAGAGAGGACAAGCUACCAAGCGUUUUCAAACUUCUGUACUUGUAAGAGUUUGAGUUGUUGUUGCCUUCCUGAAAUGACUUUAUUAACUCUGUUGGCAAGGAAGAUAGAAGUGUGAUGCAGUAUUAGGAAGAAGUUUUAUUUUGCAAUAUGGAAGAUCCGAUUCUGGUCUGUCUUCUCUUGGGGCCAAAUCACCAUUUGUAUGUGAGUUUUUCAAUAAAUUUUCUGAAGUAUUUUUA